Messenger RNA from Pelagomonas calceolata, 953 nucleotides. The record is from the annotation of a GenBank genome assembly. Lineage: Eukaryota; Pelagophyceae; Pelagomonadales; Pelagomonadaceae.
GGGGCAUCUGUACACGCAGGAUGCGGAGCCGAGCAAAAGACUUGUAGACCGAGCUAAAAAAGCUUGUAGAGACCUCAGUGCACGCGUAAAACUCAAGCUCUCACACCGCUGAAGACUUACCCACUUGCAAUCAACCAGUGCCGUCGCAAAAAUGCGAAGAGCAAGGCUGCUCUGGCUGCUCACAGCCCUCCCCACUGCAUUGCCGGCUGCGGCUCUCACCCCCGGCACCACCGCGUGGCUGCUCACAGCCUUGCCCACAGCCUUGCCCGCUGCGGCUCUCACCCCCGGUACCACCGCGACACCACCACCGAAAGCCACGAAUUGGUGGGAUGCGUUCUUCACACCUCAGCCACAACCACUCCUCGUACGAGAAAAAGACGGCAUGCGCCUGAGGCGGGGCACGCGCGAGGACGCGCCGCGCAUCCGCCAGCUCUGGGCCGCGAACGUGGCGCCCAAUUCGCUGGGCGAGGCCUGGUCGCCGGGCGGCAUCGAGACGGCCUUCGUGUACCGCAAGACGCGCGACGGCCGUGCCGCCGCGACGUCCGUCGUUGCCUAUGACGAGGACCGGCGACUCGCGGGUUUCGCGGCCGCCACGGCCGCGGACGAGCCCUUCAACAACCUGGGGCCACUGGUGGAGUGGAAGACGUUUUUCGAUCUCGAGGACGGCCGGAACCGGUGCCUGCUGGGGCCGAUCUGCGUCGAGGCGUCGGUGCGGGGCUCGGGCCUCUUCCGCGACCUCUACGACGCGCUCCUCGUGCGGUCGGGGGACCUGGACGACGUCGCCGAGGGCGUCGUCCUGAUCCACGCCGAGAACCACGCGUCGCUCACGGCGCACCGGCGGCUCGACGGCUGCACGACGCUCGGCGAGUUCGCGUCGGCGGACGGCCGGCCCUUCGUCGUCCUCGCGCUGGACCUCGCGGCCGCGCGCGCGGGGCUAAGUACUUAGCAAACAC